ACAGACCGGUAGGGUGUUGGACCCCAGCGGUUUGCUCCGCAACGCGGAGGAGACAUGGAGAGGCGUUGGGCUGUGGUUGAUGUACGAAGGAGCCCAUCCCUCGACGCCUCCCUCAGCACUAGCCCCUGAGCCGCCAUGCGAGCGUGGGUGCUUCUCUCUGCGGUGCUCUGUUGCAUGGCAGCGGUUUUCUGAGAGCACGAGUAAAGGUUUCAUUUACGGCAAGCCAGGACACCCAGUGAAAAUAUAUGUAAAAUUACACCACAAUAGUCCAGUCCUUGUCUGUAUGGAUUUUAAACGUGCUAAAAAAGAAACAGUGGAUCCUUCUUAUUUUUGGAUUGGGCCUAAUGAAAAGGCAUUAACAGGAAGUAAUCGAAUAAAUAUAACUAAAACAGGAAAGUUGAUUGUGAAAGAUUUUCUGGAGCAUUUGUCUGGACUUUACACAUGUACUCUUUCAUAUAAGAAAAUCAAAGCAGAAACCCAAGAAGAAAAUAUAGAAAAGCAAAGAUACGACUUUAUGAUCUUUGCCUAUCGAGAACCUGAUUAUUCAUAUCAGAUGGCUGUACGUUUUACCACAAAGUCUUGUAUAGGAAAAUAUAAUGACUUACUCUUCAGAGUACUGAAGAAAAUUUUGGACAACUUAAUCUCUGACUUGUCAUGCCAUGUCAUAGAACCAUCAUAUAAAUGCCAUUUUGUUAAAAUUCCAAAACAUGGUCUUGUACAUGAGCUGUUUAUAGCUUUUCAAGUUAAUCCUUUUGCACCAGGGUGGAAAGGCACAUGUAAUGAUUCUGUUGACUGUGAAGAUAUCACAAAUCGUAAUAUCCUCCUGGCAAGAGAUCGAAUAGAAGAAUUUUUUAGGAGCCAAGCAAAUAUUUACUACCAUGAUUUUAAUAAAACUAUACCAGCCAUGCAUUUUGUGGACCACAGUUUUCAAGUAGUCCGUAUGGAUAGCUGUCGUCCAGGCUUUGGAAAGAACGAAGGUCUACAUAGUAAUUGCGCUAGCUGUUGUGUGGUUUGCAGUCCUGGGACAUUUAGCCCUGAUGUUGAUGUUACUUGUCAGACCUGUGUUUCUGUCCAUACCUACGCAGCUAAAUCAUGCCCAUAGAAAUCAAACAAAAGCCACAGUAUUAAGACUAGAGGUGAAAAGCAUUGUGACUUGCUUGUGGAGUAGGGGACAUGAGAUGAGUUCUUCACAUACCAAAGUAUCAUGGAUAGUUUCAUUAAUAUCUGUAGAACCAAAUAUUGCAAAGUAUGUAUUUUAGAAACUUUAAAAAAGAUAGUUGACAUGGUAUUUCCAAGAAGGCAUUUAACCCCAUAACUUUGGUGUACAAAGGAAAAUAAGUAUUAAUGGAUAACUUUGAAUGAAAUGUGCUGUUGUUUACAAACUGACUCUAUUGCUCUGUACUUAAGACUAUAUUAAGAUAAAAAAGAUAUAUAAUAAAAACUUUAUACUUCUAUAUA
Messenger RNA from Erinaceus europaeus (western European hedgehog), 1458 nucleotides. RefSeq names its product zona pellucida binding protein 2 (gene ZPBP2). The transcript is spliced from 8 exons. The record is from RefSeq and is a predicted model, not a curated record. Gene Ontology annotation, cellular component: zona pellucida receptor complex; extracellular region; acrosomal vesicle. Gene Ontology annotation, biological process: binding of sperm to zona pellucida; acrosome assembly. The coding region runs from base 80 to 1102 and encodes 340 amino acids. NCBI's taxonomy places the organism in Eukaryota, Metazoa, Chordata, Mammalia, Eulipotyphla, Erinaceidae.